Molecule: messenger RNA, 420 nt
Organism: Emericellopsis cladophorae
Lineage: Eukaryota; Fungi; Ascomycota; Sordariomycetes; Hypocreales; Bionectriaceae
Product: ER-derived vesicles protein ERV14
Exons: 3
Coding region: 1-420 (139 amino acids)
Biological process (GO): endoplasmic reticulum to Golgi vesicle-mediated transport
Cellular component (GO): endoplasmic reticulum membrane; COPII-coated ER to Golgi transport vesicle
Source: RefSeq, a predicted model, not a curated record
AUGAUGUCUGGCGAAGCAUGGCUCUUCCUUCUGGCCGUGUUGAUCAACGCGGUCAACCUGUUCCUCCAGGUUUUCUUCACCAUCAUGUAUAGCGAUCUGGAAUGCGACUAUAUCAACCCUAUCGAACUUUGCAACCGCCUCAACACGUACAUUAUCCCCGAAGCGGCUGUCCACGGUUUCCUCACUUUCUUGUUCCUCAUCAAUGGUUAUUGGCUGCCGCUAAUCCUGAAUCUGCCGCUUCUGGGCUGGAACAUCAAGAAGAUCGUCGACAACACCCACCUACUGGACGCGACUGAGAUUUUUCGCAAGCUGAACGUUCAUAAGAAGGAGUCAUUCGUCAAGCUUGGCUUCCAUCUGGUCAUGUUCUUCUUCUACCUCUACAGCAUGAUCGUUGCGCUCAUCCGUGACGAGUCCUCAUAA